AUGGACAGUGUUCCUGAAACCUCUUACUUUGACCCAGUGAGUGUCCCCUCUCUGCACUCACUCAGCUUAGCUUAACCAUGUUGCAAGUGAACCCCUUCCCUACCACCAUCGUACAGUAGCUCCUCUGUAAUUCAGCAUCCGUUGUAAGAUAAGAGAGGAAUAAGACUUGUAAAUGAGUAAAUUAGCUGUUUUUCCUUUUCCUGACCUCCAAUCUCUCCCGGGAGUUGUUCACUGAUGGCUCUCCCAACAAAGAGUAGAGAAUUAAGGAACUCGAGCUGCUCCUUAUGGCAGCCAAGAGUGAAGUCAGGAGACGGGCAGCUUCAUGUGUAAGACAGAACCCUUGUAUGCGUAGUCAAUAGUGUAGUACGCUCUAGAACACAGCCCCACCACCCUCCCCAUCCUCCAUCUCACUCACCUCCGGUUAGCUGCCCCUCCUAGCUGCUACCAUCCCUCCCUGCUUCAUACUGUAGCAUCUAGCAGUGAGUCAUCAUUAACAGCUUCUCAUAGUAGCAGUGGCUGUUCAUCUGUUUCUGCUCUUGCCAACUCCAUUGUUGUCAUUAUCAAACCAAACAUAAUCUUGGUUAACCUAGAGGUAAAAUCAUGUGUAAUUUGGUCAGCUGCGUGAUGAACUUCUGUGUUAGAAAUUGACCGUUCCGGCAAAAACUAAGUCACCACCCGCACAAAAUGAAACUCUCAGCCAAAGCCCCCCCCCCCCCCCUUCCCAUCCAUGUGGGCACACGCACUAAGCACUCGAGGCGAAGCAGUUCAAGCACCGCCUUCGCCCAAUCCUGAUAAUCCCAUUCAGUCCUGGCAGAUUCUUUCGGUCUACACGCAGAAUCUACCCACGGGAGAUUAAGCCAAACAUGACAAUUGGCAUGACAGUUGCAUGAGGAGUUGGCAGGGCAGAAUCAGACUGGCACCCUGGCUAGCUGUUCAAAACACCUGUGAGGCCUCUUUGGAUAGAAGUGGACCUCUAAUGAAAAUCAUGUAGAUUUUCACUACUGUGCAAAAAUGCACAGUUCAUGUUAAAGUUUUGGAAUGAAACUGAGGCUCCUGCUCAUGUCCACCCUUAGUCUCAUUACAUUUAUAUUGGUAAAUGUACGUCUCGUGGUUAGGGCCAAGAGUUUUUCCCUGGCAGAUUAUUUAAUCUGGGAAACUCCUGGCCCUCACAUCCCUACUCAUCUCUGGUUCUGACCUUCCCCUAGCUCUGGUCCAGGGCAUUACGUACGGCUUGCUUACGCUGAGCCUUCAGCAUCAGCAAGCUGCAUGUAACACCCUGGACCAGAGCUAACCUUUCCCUGACCUCUCGCUUCCUCCCGCUUCAUAGCACUCAGUGUCACUACUCCAGCUGCUCCAGCAGUCUGACAGACGACUGCCUGACCAACACGACCCUGAGCAGCUUGGGACACCAAAGUAUGGAGGGCCAUGGCUCGGCUGUCUACAUCCCAGCAGGAUCCUGACCGUGGAGACCAGCGCUGUCCUCCACUCCCUACAAACCAUCCCCGAGUUUGCAGAGAUCCUGAAGCUCAUAGACUCAGUCAGUGUUCCUCUAGUCUUCCUGUUCGUGACAUUUCUGCUCUUUGUCCUCCUGUCUCUUUGUCGUGUUGAUUGUAAAACUGUAAAACUAUGGGCCCUGGUAAAAGUAGUACACUGUAUAUGGAAUAGGGUGCCAUUUGGGACUCAGACAGACCACUGGCUCAGUUUCUUCCUCCAAGGAACUGUGUCAUGAUUGAGUUUAUUGAACAUACACUGUUAGGUUGUAUAAUUCUGGUUAACAAUCAAAUACAGUUAGUGAUAGUCAUUGUGUUAUAAUCACGUUUAUGUCAUUAAUAUCCCAUUGUGUCUGGUCUGACCCUGUAGGACCCAGUGGCUUGGAGCGAGUUUACCAGUUUCAGCCUGAAGGAAAUGACCUCACCCCUGAAACAGGAAGUGAUGGCGUCUGUGUCCCAGGUGGCGAUGCCAGAAGGAGCUAGCUACCAUUUUGAUGACUCAGCCAUAAUUGACCUGAGUAAGAGCUACACUGAGCUGAUGCCUGCCUCUUCACCCACCUUGACCAUGCUGAGCACACCUCCCUUCAUCCUGAAGAGGAGGAGGAGGAGGGAGAGGGGGGAGCAGUCCCCUGCCAGUGAGUGUCACAGCACCUCCUUUUUGGACAACAGCGCCUCCUCACCUAGGCUCACUCCUGUCAAAGCACUGCCAUUCUCUCCCUCCCAGGUAGGAUUUCCUGUUCAAAUCAUGUCUAAUCUAAUACCAUCAAGUCAUUAUGCAAACCACUGAUCUAUGAUAUUAAAGUGUGUUUGUGAAAUACAGCAGAGUACGUUUGUGAUAUAUGAUAUAAUAAUAAUAUAAUAAUAAUAAUAAUAUUAUAUUAUUAUUAUUAUAUUAUUUAUUAUAUAAGUACAUGGUGCAAAAACUAUAAAUCCCUAUUUACUUGAUGGUUAUGUCUGUUUCUCUCUGUAGUUUUUCAACGUGUCUGAAGUUGAGGAUUUGACUCUAGACAACCCGGCUCUGACGUCCACCCCAGCGCGUGGUCACAAACGUGCCAACACCACCCCCCUCCACAAGGACUUAACACACAAGCAUCGGAAAGAGAAUGCUGGGUAAGUAUGUUUUCUAGGGCAGUUCUGUGUUGAUAUUUCAUUACAUCCAGAAGUUCUCAUAUACACCAUACAUGUACUGUCGGUGUUACAAAUGUUCAGGACCCCCAAGGCUGGUAAAGCCGUCAUGCUUCCCAUGCCACUAACUCCAACGCCCUUCAAGAUUGCCACGGCCACCCAAGAAAAGAUGCAGGGCCAGUUGAAAAUGAUGGUAUGUUUAUUAUAACACAUUAAUGACACCUUUUAAUGUCUUCAGUCUGUUUGGUGUAUUGUGUUCAGUGUGUGAGGGGAUGCUGUACUCUGCAACUGUACCUGAGUGUCUGUGUGGGCCCUUGCCCAUGCUUCUGUGUGUGUGUGUGUGUUCUGUUAGAUGCAGCAGCCCCAGUCCCUGGCCUACCUGGAGGAAGAGGUGCUGAGAGGAGAAUAAGGUGGAUAUAUUAAUUCAUGGAGAGACACAGGCUAGCUUCUGCUCCUCCUGGAAACAUGAGGUAUCCUAACCCCAUAAUCAUCCAUAGAGAUUUGUAUCCAGUAAUUAUGAAGUAAUUCAAUUCAAAUAACUUUAUUUGUCCCCUUAGGGGAAUUAUGUCAGGGUUAUAGCUGUGCUUCAGACACAUUCAACAAACAAAAAACAAGCACUAGAGACUAAAUAGAACAUGAGAGGUAAUGACUUCAAAGUGCUGUCCAAUAAAUAUGAGUAUAAAACAUAGAUGGAAUUAAAUCAAUGUUACAGUCCUAUCCAUUCCAUGUUUUAUAACCCAGGUUGACGCAUCAUCCAGGAGAGUUAGGAAAUCCCUGGCUGUGGAACCCUGGAGUAAGGACUGCCAGAGUGCUCAACUCUACUCCCAAGAACACCUCAAUGUGAGAGGAGAGGAUCAGUGAGAAGAUCAUUCAGUAUUCAAGUUAACAUCAGAAACACUGAAAAUGAGACUCAUACAGACUGUUGUAGAUGAGGGUGGCAAACUAGUGUGAGAGGUGAAGUACAUGGAAACACAGGAGAGGAUUGAAGAAUGAAACAGUACUGUAAAACAGGUCUCUCUCUCAGAUCCAUGGGGAGAGCCUGAUGACCAAUGCCCCCCUGAGGUCAUCAAUGCUGGGCUGUGAGGAGCUGGUAACACUCCCUAUCCCCCAUAGCAGGACCAGGGAGAGAGGAGCCAUGAUGUUACCUGCCCCACAACACCGUCGCCAUCAGGAGAGAUGGCAACCCCGAUCUGAUCCGGAUCCCUCCUCUACACCCAGACGCUGCAUACAGCCAAUCAGAGGUGAGUCAAGAGAGACGUCUGAGAAUAUCAGGAAAUCCCCAAGUCAUUGAACUCCCUAGUAUUUUUAAGAAGGAAACAUCACAGUUGAAUUUAAAUGAAAUGUCAGAGAUUUGUACGAUGAGCAUAAUAUCACAGGUGCAACAGUUGCUUUUUUUCCUCACUCACAGUAGCAACCAGCUCAUAUAAAUGGAAUUUAUCCAGCAUUGUUUGCUUUCUGAAAGACACUGAACUUUAUUCUAAGUUCCUGUGUUUCUCAUGAGUGUUUGACUGCUUGUUGACUGGGUUGUAUUUAUUAGUGCACAUCGUAGCAAAACAUUUAGCAACGGAAAACAAAAACAAGUGUUUCUUAUUGGACAAAUGUGUUGUCGUUUCAGGUGAGCUGUGAGUGGGAGGCUGUGGCAUUUGGAAAGACUGAUGACCAGAUGAUCGUAGCUGAGCAGGCCAGACAGUUCCUUAGCUCCCAGACACCUGGCUGUGCCUCCAGAACCUUGGUGCUCUGACAGGACCUAGCUCCCAGACACCUGGCUGUGCCUCCAGAACCUUGGUGCUCUGACAGGACCUAGCUCCCAGACACCUGGCUGUGCCUCCAGAACCGUGGUGCUCUGACAGGACCUAGCUCCCAGACACCUGGCUGUGCCUCCAGAACCGUGGUGCUCUGA
Coregonus sp. 'balchen' is the source of this 4515-nucleotide messenger RNA. Lineage: Eukaryota; Metazoa; Chordata; Actinopteri; Salmoniformes; Salmonidae. The record is from the annotation of a GenBank genome assembly.